CCUGAAUUUCAAGGACCCGGAGGCGGUGAGAGCUCUGACGUGCACCCUCCUGAAGGAGGAUUUUGGGCUUACGAUUGACAUCCCCGUGGAAAGGCUUAUUCCCACCGUUCCCCUGAGGCUGAACUAUAUCCACUGGGUGGAGGAUCUCAUCGGUCACCAGGAGGCUGACAAGCAAGCCCUUAGGCGAGGCAUUGACAUAGGGACAGGGGCAUCUUGCAUAUACCCGUUACUUGGAGCAACUUUGAAUGGCUGGUAUUUUCUUGCAACAGAAGUGGAUGAUAUGUGCUUCAAUUAUGCCAAGAAGAAUGUGGAACAGAAUAACUUGUCUGAUCUUAUAAAAGUGGUUAAGGUACCACAGAAGACCCUUCUUAUGGAUGCACUGAAAGAGGAAUCUGAGAUCAUUUAUGAUUUCUGCAUGUGCAACCCUCCCUUUUUUGCCAACCAGUUGGAAGCAAAGGGAGUAAAUUCUCGAAAUCCACGGCGUCCCCCUCCCAGUUCUGUAAAUACGGGAGGGAUCACAGAAAUCAUGGCCGAGGGGGGAGAACUAGAAUUUGUCAAAAGAAUUAUUCAUGAUAGUCUACAGCUUAAAAAGAGGUUACGGUGGUACAGUUGCAUGUUGGGGAAGAAAUGCAGUUUAGCACCAUUGAAAGAGGAACUUCGAAUCCAGGGGGUUCCUAAGGUUACUCAUACUGAAUUCUGUCAAGGACGCACCAUGAGGUGGGCACUGGCAUGGAGUUUCUAUGAUGAUGUACAAGUACCAUCACCUCCUUCUAAAAGAAGAAAAUUAGAAAAACCCCGAAAACCAAUUACAUUUAUGGUCUUGGCUUCUACAGUCAAAGAGUUAUCCAUCAAAGCUGCAGCUAUGGGCUGGGAUGCUGUAGAAGCUCUUGCUGUGGUUAGAGCCUGGGUGGAGAAGAUUCUCACGGAUCUGAAGGUUCAGCAUAAACGUGUUCCCUGUGGAAAGGAUGAAGUUAGCCUGUUUGUGACUGCCAUUGAAAACUCCUGGAUUCAUCUGAGGAGAAAGAAACGAGAGAGCAUAAGACAAUUACGAGAACUUCCUCGAGCUUCUGAAGAUACUCUGCAAGCAAUGGAGGUGGAAAAAAUGAGCCAGAAGAGUGUGAGCAAUGAUUCAGACUGUGAAAACUCCAAGACUGAAGACUCUGAAAUGGGGCUUAUUGUACCUGAUGAGGAUGUCCCCUCGACUGCAGGUGACGAGCUAACAGAAGAGUCUGCUGCCAGAGAAGAAUGCAGUGAGCACAUGAAGGAGGAGGAGACAGAAGCGGAGCAGGGAGAAACAUCACUUGGCAAAGGUUCCAGUAAUGCAAAGGAGAAACCUUGCCCUUCAGAGGAAGCGAGCAGUCUGACAGUUCAAAAAGAAAAAAGUCCCAAAGAAACUAGGUGUUUUCUUUUUAAGUGUUUAAUGAAUGUGAAGAAAGAAGGAGAUGAUGUAUUAGUAGAAAUGCACUGGGUUGAAGGACAGAACAGAGACUUGAUGAACCAGCUAUGCACAUACUUACGGAACCAAAUUCUUCGACUUGUUGGUAGUUAG
Apaloderma vittatum (bar-tailed trogon) is the source of this 1549-nucleotide messenger RNA. RefSeq names its product methyltransferase like 16 (gene METTL16). The transcript has 8 exons. The annotation marks the transcript as partial. Gene Ontology annotation, biological process: rRNA base methylation. The record is from RefSeq and is a predicted model, not a curated record. Gene Ontology annotation, molecular function: 23S rRNA (adenine(1618)-N(6))-methyltransferase activity. Gene Ontology annotation, cellular component: nucleus. NCBI's taxonomy places the organism in Eukaryota, Metazoa, Chordata, Aves, Trogoniformes, Trogonidae.